AUGAUGCGAUUCGUUAUCUUCUCUCUGCUCAUCUCGAGCACUUUGGCUUGUCUUGGAGGCGGUGGCGGAUGCGGUGGCGGAUGCGGAGGCCCACCACCAUCACCAUGCGGAGGAGGCUGCGGAGCUCCACCACCAUCACCAUGUGGAGGUGGAUGCGGAGGAGGAGGAGGUUUCCCAUCGGGAGGUGGUGGAUAUGCCGCUCCACCAAUUGCUGGCCCAGCUCCUGGUGGAUACGCUCUUGCUGGU
This is a messenger RNA of Mesorhabditis belari, 246 nucleotides long. NCBI's taxonomy places the organism in Eukaryota, Metazoa, Nematoda, Chromadorea, Rhabditida, Rhabditidae. The record is from the annotation of a GenBank genome assembly.